Messenger RNA from Fusarium verticillioides 7600, 1339 nucleotides. RefSeq lists its product as hypothetical. Gene Ontology annotation, biological process: CAAX-box protein processing. The transcript has 3 exons. Gene Ontology annotation, molecular function: metalloendopeptidase activity. Bases 281 to 1195 code for a protein of 304 amino acids. Gene Ontology annotation, cellular component: endoplasmic reticulum membrane. Lineage: Eukaryota; Fungi; Ascomycota; Sordariomycetes; Hypocreales; Nectriaceae. The record is from RefSeq and is a predicted model, not a curated record.
GAGGGCUUCAUUUUUUUCGGCGUUUAUUUCCUGAAGCAGCAGUCUUAUUUGGUUAACUCGUCGAAUGACAUGACUUCUUUCUUUCUCUGACACAAGAGCCACCGUCUUGCUGACUUGGUUUUGUUUGCCUUGCCCCAUGGAACAUUCCCGCAAGUGUCUUUUUUAGCUCAAUCUCUUUGAGCAUCAUUGACUUCUUCACUUCUUCUUCACCCUUCUGAGUGCGAUAUUUCGCAUUCAUAUCCUUGUCCCAACUCGAAUCGUCAGUUUUGACAACAUUGCAAUGUCUAUCCUGAGCUCUGCGGGGUUCGCACCGCCUCAAGCCGUAGCCUUGCUGGUCGUCUAUUGUCUCGUCUACGUCAUCCCUCUCUACUUCUCAGCUGCAACAAGGCCUUCACCCACUCGCUCCAGAGAUGCUCCUGAGGCUAUCCGCGCACGUAUCUUUGUCGUCUCACUCUCAACGGGGGCAUGCUCCCUCGUGACGCUAUAUCUACUCUCAUCUCACGGCGCAAUUGCCGUUGAGAAGCCCUUGCACUUCAUGGGCUACUGGCCACCGGGGCUCAUCGAUGCUGCUCGUGCGCUUUGGCUCACGGCCCUGCUGUUUGCAGGCCCCUUGUAUGAGUCUCUCGUCAUCGAUGGCGCGGCUCAUCAGUGGCUUAACCUUCAGCCUCUGAGGGAUCUGUGGACUGACUGGCCAACCUGGAGAAACAUGGUAGCGGGUCCUAUUACCGAAGAGUGCUUGUUCCGUUCUGCUGGUGUCCCACUGCUUCUCCGUUCUGGAGCCAGCCUAACUGGCACUAUCUUCAUGUCGCCGCUCAUCUUCGGCCUGGCUCACCUUCAUCACUUUUAUGAGUUCCGUAUCACUCACCCACGGACUCCUCUCCCUGUGGCUAUUGCACGGUCAUUACUUCAGCUGUCGUACACGUCCUUGUUCGGAGCAUAUGCCACUUUCUUAUUUUUAAGAACUGGUAGCUUGCUGGCCGUUGUGCUCGUGCACACCUUUUGCAACUGCAUGGGCCUUCCACGUCUUUGGGGCCAGCUUGAUCCUCACUGGCUGCCAGAGGGUGAUCCGGCCGUAGCCUCGUCUAGAAAGAUGUGGACUGUUGUUUAUUACGUACUUUUGGUGGGCGGCUUAGUUGCUUGGUGGCAGAAUUUGUACUCGUUGACCGAGACACCGAUGGCGCUGGCCAAGUUCUAAGAUUAUCUAAAUUCAUGCAUUUCACAAUCGAAUUGUUGAAUAUCGUAUGCACAAAUGAGAUGGUCUUCUCACAGACCACGCUAUGGCCCCAUCUGAAAUGUCAAGCUAAAUGGCCUACAUGAGCACAGGGGCUAGUAGUAGCCU